UGAUGUAAAUUGCUAGACUACGUAAACACAUUGGGGAAAUGGAAAAACCAAGAAUAAUUCAGGUUUCAAAAAUUCCUAAAAAUGUUCAUUGUGAUUUCAUUGAACUUUUCUUUGAAAACACAAAGAAAUAUGGUGGUGGAACAGUUUCACGCGUUGAAUACGAUGAAAAACUUGCUACAGCUACAGUUGAGUUUGAAUCAGCCAAAGCUGUUGAUAGAGUUUUAGAAUUAGAAAACAUAAAAAUGAUGGGCCAUGACAUCUGUGUUGAAGUAUACAAAGAAAAACCGCAAUGUACAAUUGAAGUACAUGGGCCUGUUUCUUUAGUCCGUAGACAAAAUGCAGAACUUCUACAACUGUAUUUUGAAAGUCCAAGGAGUAACGGUUGGAAAGUUAAGGAAGUAACUUUUGAUGCAAAGAGGUCGGUUGCUUUUGUAACAUUCGAAUCGGAGAAAAUGUCGAGAAGAGUUGUAGAACAUUCGACUCACGUUCUAAAGGGACAAACGUUGGAUGUAAAGCUACAAAACAACCCUAAUUUUGGACCGAAAGAUUCACAUAUAGAGGGAACGGCUUGUACGGUACGAGCAAAAGGGCUCAAAGAAAUCCCUUCGAAGGAUUUUGUAGAACUCUACUUUGAAAACAAAAGACGUUCAGGGGGAGGGAAAAUUAAAACAUUUGUCCUACAAGGUACAGAUGAAGAUGUUGCUGAUAUUACCUUCGAAAAUGAAAUAGAUGCAAAGGCUGUGGUAGAAAAAAGCCAUACGAUAAAUGGAAUAUCAGUUGAAGUAUCAAUUCCGCAUGAAGUGCAAGAAAGACCAAUGUAUCAGGACAGGUUUCUUGUAGAAGGGUUACAAGACAAAACUUCCGACGAUUGUCUCGUUUUCUUUUUUGAGACAAAAACUGGCUUGAAGACAAGAUCACUUGCAUAUCACAGAGACAAAAAUGGCGUUGUUCUCGUAACAAUGGAAUCUGCCCUAGAUGUUGCACAGCUAAUUGCGGAUUGCAAGAACGAAACUGUCGAUUGUGCAAAGUUGCGAUUGUCGGAGGUUUAUGUAUCAAACUACAUCUAUGUAAGUAACCUACCGCCAGACAUCACCACUGAUACAAUAGAAAUCUACUUCGAAAACACGAAAAGAAGCAAAGGCGGCCUUGUCGAAAAGGUCGAGCUUCUAGAUGACACAUCGUGUCUUGUAUAUUUUGAGGAUUACAGAGUUAUUACAGAUGUACGGAGGGAUUCGCAAAUUCUCAGCAAUAAUGCCUUGGUUAUAGGCGUAUACCUCGACUGCUUGAAGCUAACGGAAGAAGAUGCUCUCAACAAUUCCACCCCACAGCCAGUAACAAUUACAAACUUAGAUUGCCGCAAAAUUAAGUUCAUAAAUAAGGCUGAGGAGUUCAGACAUGACGUAGAACACAUACUUCUUGCAAAUCAUGCAAAGUUGAUUGGCCUGAAGAAGGGUUCGAAGAUCAUGGAGGGACAUUAA
Messenger RNA from Mercenaria mercenaria, 1478 nucleotides. Its product is annotated as protein mono-ADP-ribosyltransferase PARP14-like. NCBI's taxonomy places the organism in Eukaryota, Metazoa, Mollusca, Bivalvia, Venerida, Veneridae. The transcript is spliced from 6 exons. Gene Ontology annotation, molecular function: RNA binding. Bases 39 to 1478 code for a protein of 479 amino acids. The record is from RefSeq and is a predicted model, not a curated record.